Molecule: messenger RNA, 1605 nt
Organism: Cyphellophora europaea CBS 101466
Lineage: Eukaryota; Fungi; Ascomycota; Eurotiomycetes; Chaetothyriales; Cyphellophoraceae
Exons: 2
Coding region: 1-1605 (534 amino acids)
Biological process (GO): macroautophagy
Cellular component (GO): fungal-type vacuole membrane
Source: RefSeq, a predicted model, not a curated record
AUGAGGUUCCUUUUACUCGGCCCUCUAUUAUUCGCCGGGCUGUGUUAUUGUGCGGAUCAGGAUGUGCUCACGAUCCUGAACCAGCAGGCCGGCAUUUCCACCUUCAUCAGUCACCUCGAAAGCUAUCCUGACCUAAUCGACACCCUCAAUAAUGGCACCUUCACAGUUCUCGCUCCAAGCAAUGAUGCCUUCUCAGCGUUUGCGACAGCAAACCCCGAACAUGCCAACGACACCAGCUACAUGGAAGCCCUGAUACAGUACCACAUCGCUCUCAACACGCACCCUUCAGCGGAGUUCGGUCUCACGCCUCUCUUUCCACGCACUCUCCUGACCUCGCCGGACUUCACCAACGUAACAGGUGGCCAGCGCAUCGAGCUCACAAUCCAGGACUCCAGACCGACGAUCCUCUCCGGCGUCAAAGCCGCCUCCGCCCUCCAACAACCAGAUAUCUUUUUUCAAGGAGGCUUAAUUCACGUUAUCGACAGUGUCCUGACCAUUCCGGACUCAUUUCCCAGCACAAUCACCCGUGCGAAGCUCAACAACCUCAUCGCCCUCCUCAACAAAGGUGGUUGGCUCAACCCCUCCUCCCCUGCCAUCACCAUCAUCAACGACCUGAGUGACCUGACCGUCUUCGGACCAGACUCCCCGCAAUUCGGCGCCGGCUUUACCGGCUUCGAUGCUCUGAGCGAGAAUGAACUGAACGCCAUUUUCCGGUACUCCAUCGUCCAGAACUCACCACCACUAUACUCCUCCGAGUUCAGGAACGCAAGCACCCACCGCACGCUGCAAAACCUGAGCCUGACCUUCACCGAAGCAAACGGCGGCUUCUACGCCGACGCCGCCCGCAUCACACAGGUCGACUACCUCGUCUCCAACGGCGUUCUACAGGUGCUCGACAUCCCGCUAAACCCCGACACGACGGGCAUCGGUCCCGUGGUCAACACACCGGAGCCUAAAUCCUCAUCGAAAGGUCUCAGCCCAGCCGGCGCGGCAGGUCUCGGCAUCGGCAUCGGCGCCAUCAUCCUCGGCGGCGGUAUCGUCGUGGCCCUCGUCCUGCGCAGCCGCCAGCGCCGCGGCCUCCCCCUCUUCGGCAACCCCCGCCGCUUCGGCCAGGGCCAGAUGCGCCUCCCCGAGGAGGAGACGCCGGGGAUCCCCCGCAACCGCCGGCGCAGCGGUGGCAACAGUGGGCGACACAGCACGGCGCGCGCACUCGAGCUCAGCGACGCGGCACCACCACCCCGCUACGGCGCGCACGAACUCGACAACAAGGGAUCCACCCCGAUGGGCUCACCGGGCGGCGGCGGCGGCGGGCGGGGAACCGUCCACGUCGUAGAGCUGCGCUCGCCGCGGGAGGACGGCGCGAACGGGCGCUCCACGCUCAUGACGACCGAUGUCGAGUACGCCUCGACCACGGGAGGCGGCGGCACGGUGAGGGCGGUGGACCGCGAUGGCCGCACCGUCACCGUCUACGACAAUCGGGGCCGGCCGUUGCCGCCGAAGCCGCCGAGUCCGCAGGAGAUUGAUGGCGAGGAGCGGAGUCGCAUUAGUAUCAGUAUUACGGGGGAGGCGCCGAGGCAUUUGGGGUUUCAGGCGAGGUUUAAUUGA